Molecule: messenger RNA, 5889 nt
Organism: Monodelphis domestica (gray short-tailed opossum)
Lineage: Eukaryota; Metazoa; Chordata; Mammalia; Didelphimorphia; Didelphidae
Gene: IL4R
Product: interleukin 4 receptor
Biological process (GO): cytokine-mediated signaling pathway; production of molecular mediator involved in inflammatory response
Cellular component (GO): external side of plasma membrane; membrane
Molecular function (GO): protein binding; cytokine receptor activity
Source: RefSeq, a predicted model, not a curated record
CAGUAGUGAGAGAUAGCAGGAAAAGAGGAAGAGAGAAGCUGGGGAGCUGGUGGCUCUCAUGUCCCUGGCCUGGCCUGGAGCGGGGGAGGCAGCGUCAUUGCUGGGAAGCCGGAUGAGCCGAGAUCGGGAGGGGGUGGACUCUGCCUUUCAUUUGUUCGAGAUAACCGAGGAGGCUGGGCUUGCAAAUAUUCUCCCCCAGAGCUGCAGUAGAGUUGGGGAGAAGGAGGAAGCGCCGGCUCCCGUUGUUUUAAAAAAGGGAGGGAAGAGGUGGAGGGGGCUGGGGUUCGGGGGGACUGGAGGGAGGGACGGAAAGGUAAGAGCUAGAUGAAGAAAAGUUCCCAACCGCUUAGGUUUUCCGGCCUUCCCUCCUCCCGCCAGCUGUGCCCGGGUUGGUUGGAAGAGUUCAUGGACCAGCAGCAAAAUCCAGCCUUGGGGAUCGUGAGCGAGCUUCGCUAGAUAUGCAGAUCUGCUAGUUACGUAAAGGAGCAUCCCAUGGGACAGCCUCUUCCUGCUCCGGUGUGUGCCUGGUGGUGGUGCCUUUUCCUGUGGUGGGCAAGAUGUCCCACAUGGGCAGAAUUCUUGAAUUCAAGUGUCAACUGCUACUCUGACUAUGAUAGCUUCUUUGGCUGUGAAUGGAAGACAAACAGGCCGACCAACUGCAGUUCUGAAUUCCAGCUGUAUUACAAUCAAACUAAUUCUCAUCUAUCUGGGAACUGUACUGCUGAGAACAAGAGAGCUAAUGAAGUCACCUUACCCUUGGAGUGUGUGUGCCAAAACAAAGUGAGUGACUUUGCAAUUGCAGAUAUGUACCAGCUGAAGAUUCAGACUGGCAAACAGGUCCUGUGGGAAAAACAUGACUUCAUACCUUUUCAAAGUGUGAAGCCAAGAACCCCAACAGACCUUGUCAUCUCUGAAGCUCCAAAUGAUGCCUUAAUCCUGACUUGGAACAGUACUUAUUCUUCAGAAAAUACCUAUAUGAACAACUAUUUCAUCUAUGAGGUCGAAAUUUUUGAGAAAGAUCACAUGCCUCCUGUCAAAAAAUGGGAGGUCUUUAAAAAACCCAACCUGACGAUUUUUGCUUAUCAACUGAAAAAUAAAUGUUUCCACACUGCUCGAGUAAAAUCGAAAGUUUUCGAUUCCUAUACUGGACCAUGGAGUGAUUGGAGUCAAACCAUCAAGUGGUAUAAUGAGUAUCCUGAAAAAUCACUCGGGCCCCUGGAAUUAGGGGUGCCCAUUUUCUGCAUCCUGAUACUGUUUGUUAAUAUCUUGUGCUAUUUCAGCGUCAUCAAGAUUAAGAAAGUGUGGUGGGAUCAGAUCCCCAACCCAGCCCAUAGUCAUUUAACUGCAAUCAUUAUUCAGGACUCACAGCUUUCAUCAUGGAGGAAGCUGCAUAAAGCAAAGGAAAAGAAGAGUUUUCCACACUGGAAGAUAUGUCUCUCCAAAGUGUUUCCCUGUUUGCUUAGCCACAACCUAACAGGCAAAGAAGAGUCUCCUCAUUCUGCAAAGGACAGCCACUUUCCUCUCCCCAGCAAGCGAGAAGGCUGGCCAGUGGAAGUCUACAGAGCUGUCUUAAUGCCGGAGCAGAUUAGUGUGGUGCAGUCAAUGGAGCUUUAUGAGCCUGAGGUGGAAAGUGAGAAAGGGGAUGAUGAUGAUGAUAUUUCCUUUAUCCCUUCCCCAGAGAACAGUGCAAGCAGCUUCAUACAGAACAAAGAAGCACUGGCAGCCAGGUUUGCCCAGACAUUGUUCUUUGAUCUCAUAGGAGAGGAGACUUUUAUGUCGUGUUCCAACCAGCCAUCUGAGAAAUACAAGGAUUUGGCAAAUGCAACUGAGUCACCACUGAAGGAAAGCAAAGAUCUGAGCCAGAGCUGGGCCAACCCUACCGGGCCAGGUUCACCCAUUUUUCAGAAUGGUUUCCCGAGUGAUCCACACAUUUCUGAAACUGUCUGCCAGAGCCCUUGCCAAGAUGCCACUUCUUCCAAGAUCAGACAGCCCCCUGAGCCCCAUCAAGAACAGCAGCAAUUUCCUUCAGCUACCCAAAUGCAGAGCACCGGAUUAGCAUUGGUGUUGGAAGUUCCCCAAAUCGUCGCUGAUAACACUGGCUAUCGAAGUUUCAACAGCCUCCUGGCUCAGUCCAUGCCCAGGACUGAGGAAGAGUUGAGUCCUCCCUUAGGUUUGUCCAACUGGUCAUCAGAGGAAAUGGCCCCAUGCUGUGAAGAACCUGAUCUACAGCAUGAGAUGAAUUGCUCAGAAGACUCUAAGACCUCUCCUGCCCAUGAUGGUGAGCCGUCUUCUUUGCUCCAGCCAGAGGAAGAGAGCUGGGAGGAAAUCCUAAGACAGAGGGUUCUCAGACAAGAAGGAGCUGUCACUUGCCCCACCAUUUUAGCAACAUCAGGCUACCAGUGUUUUGACAAUGCUGUAAAGCAAGGAAAUGACCAGAAUUAUGAGGCAGCUAGCUUUAAUGUCCCCAAAGAAUCAGGAUAUCGAUCUUUUGCAAGUCUCCUAAAUGACACUAGGGAAAAAACCUCUGCAGAGACCUUUGGGGAUAAGUCUGAGUCUGGAAAAGGAGAAGGAGGAUACCAGCCAUUAGAAAACCUUAAUUCCUCUAGCCAAGAGACAGAGAAAGGGACUCUGCUUCCUCUAUUUACCUUUGGUAUGGAUUUAGGAGAAGAAGCUCUCCCUCAGAAAUGCCAGCAUGGCCCCAUGCCAUCCAAUCUCCUCAAGAUGUACAGUCCCAACAAUACAUCUGAAGAAGAGAUAGAGAAGUGCCCUCUGACAUCAGACAGGGAGGGCACCACAAAGCACAAGGACACCCCCGAGGGGUCCCCAAGCUGUGCCAAGUUAGAUUUCAACAAUAGCAUCGUCUAUUCCACCCUGACAUGUCAUCUAUGUGGACACCUAAAGAGAUGUCAAAGUUCAGGUGGAAAUUAUAUGCCCCUGGGUGAUGCCCAGAGAACAGAGUGCAACUGUGUGGUUGAAAACCUAGUAAUAUUGCCUCAGCCUCUCCUAAAAGCCAAUAGUUCCUUCCCUUUGGAACAAAUGGAGAGUCUAGAGAGUGGUGUGCCAAGGACCUCUUCUGUGGAGCCUCUAGGGGAGAGCCAUUCCAAGGAAGAGUCUUCUCUGGGAGUCUGUGUGUCUCUCCUUUCUCAAGACUGGGAAGACCCAUGUGGCUCCAAUCCAGAGAAAUGUAAAGGGAUCACCCACCUAAAGCCCAACCCAAGCCAAUCCUUCAGCCCUAGCAUGGCAGACUGUGAGCAUGAGGGCAACACUUACAUGAAAAUUUCUUAGAGAAGUUUUGGGGAGCUUGGCAAUCCUCCCAGUCAACAGUGAGGUGCACUUGGCUUAGGGAUGAGUGAAUUUCCUUUGUGCAUAAAAGACUGUGCAAGUGGAUCCUUACUGAGCAGAAGCUGGCAUGCCAAUCCAGUUCCCUGAGCAGGCAAUGGUUAUCCAUCUAUGACAGCCUAAUGUCUGUUCACUAUGGGUUAAAGGGGAGCAGUCUCGAGUCUCAGAGCAGUUUUAGUUCUGGAGGCUCCUUAAGCAGUGUGCCAUAGGGUAAAGAAGCAGAGAAGACUCUACAGCCCUCUUUCCAUUCUCUUUUCAAUUUCAAUUAGCUCAAUUUAGGCUACCCACUCCUUACUAAAAAACAAGGACCUCAGAGUAGCCAAUAAAUAGUCCAGAAGUUUGGGGGGCAACCACAAAAUUCCCCUCAAAGCUGGGCACUUCUCAGGAAGAGCUUUGGAGAAGCCCAGGGGAGACACAGUUGGUGACUUACAGAGGAAAAGCCCCUCAGAGUUCUGAAUGCUCAUGAAUUUUCUGCCACUAAAUGCUCAGAAUCCCUUAUACUUUCCUUCAAUUAUUUUAUGACCUGAUGAUUGUAGAAGAUGCACUUCUCCCUGUACCCUUUCCAGUGAAUACUCUUAUCUUGGUGAUUUCUAACUGGGGUUUAUUCCACUUCUCACUUGUCACUCUUGAACCUAGAAAAGUCCAAAGUGCCUUCUGGAAAUCAUAGAACAUUGAGAUUAGAGUUUAAAGGGAACUUUGAACAUAAAAUGUUCAAGGAGAAAAGGACCUUAGAACAUAGAAUAUUGUAGCUAGAAGUAUGAAGUCUUUUACAGAUCUUCUGUAAAAGUAAGUCCUGAUCAGGAAUUUGAAACAACUUGUCCUGGGUCAAACACAGCUCAGAAAGUGGCAGACUUAGGAUUCAGACUCAGGGCUUCUGACUAUAAGUUACUGCACUAGCCACAUGCUUCUCUUCCAAAUGAAAUAUAAUAGGGAACCCUCUAAUUAUUACUACUAAUAAUAGCUAGCAUUUAAAGAGGGCUUUAAGGUUUUCAAAGUACUUUACACAAAUUUUCUUAUCUGAUCUUCGCAACAACCCUGUAAAGUGGAUUCUACUAUUAUUCCUGUUCUAUAGAUUAGGAAACUGAGGCUUAGAAAAAUUAGAUACCUUCCCAACGGAAAUACCCCAGGCAUAAGGUCAGUUAUAAGGAUUUUUUGGGCUUCCCACUAGUUCCUGCUAUAUAUUGGGGUCCUGAAUAGAAAUAGCCUCCAAAGUUACUCCCUAUAUGAAAUGAAAAUAUUUUAUGCUCUGUGACUUCCACCAUUUCUGUAUAAUGAGGACAUGUAGUCCAUUUCUGAUUUUCCAUUUUGUUCCUUUGCAUCCAAGCCUUUUGUUCCUCUUCUAUCUUUUGGACAUUGCCCAACUCCAUCAGCAAGAGGCUGGAGUGAGUGGGGCUUCAGUCUUAGCUCCUGUUGAAUAACUUCGGUGAAUUCAAUUCAAUGCAAAAAAACCCCACAUUUUUUAAUGCUUCUUUUUUACCAAUUAUGUAUUAACAAAUUUCCAUGUAAGUUUUCCAAAGUUACAUGAUGGAGCAUUUCUCCCUUCCCUCCCCCCUCAUAGAGCUGGCAAGCGAUUUGCUCCAGGUUCUACAUGUAUUAUCACGAAAAUAUAUUUCCAUAUUAUUCACUUUUGUAAGAGCCUAAUCAUAUAAAGCCAAAACCUCAAAACAUAUACCCAAAUAAACGAGUGAAAAUCAUAUGUUUUUAUCUGUAUUCCAUCUCCAACAGUUCUAAAAGAAAGCAUUUAUUGAGAACUAUGUGCUAAGCAAGGCGGCUUGGUGGCUCGGUCGAUAAAAGCACUGAACCUGGAGUCAAGAAAACCCGAGUUUAAAUUUAGUCUCAGACUUGUACUGGCUGUGUGACCCUGGGCAAAUCACUUAACCUAUAUUUGCCUUAAUGCACUGGAGAAAUGGCAAACCACUUCAGUAUCUUUACCAAGAAAACCUCAUGGACAGUAUGGUCCCAGGGGUCGCCAAGAGUUGGAGAGACUGAUUCACCUGAACAGCAACAAAUGUGCUAAGCAGCGGAGACAAGAAUGCAAACUCCUUGUCCUCCAGGACUUUGGAUUCUGUUGGAGAUAGGUGACAGGAAGAGAACUGGGCGAUAUUCAGCCAGCACCAGUCGCCCCCUAUUAUUCCUCUGUGCCAGGGCAAACACCAGAGCCAACCAUGGCUGGUCCUCCAACUUCCUCUCUCAGCAAAUAAAUGCCUCCGCAUUUUGCUUAAUGUGGAAAUCAUUGUGACUGGAGGCAGAUGAGAAUUCCCAGCAGUCACUCUCACACUGGCCUCUGAGGUGUCCUAGCUAUGUGGUCUAGUAGCCAAGACCGGGAAAAUAUGGAGAAAGUCGGAGGAAUAUUCUGGAAAUGCCAGGGACAUUGUAUUAUAAAGAUUUGUAUUUGCUAUAUGGGUUUUUUUUUUAUUGGAAUGUGUUUGUGUGUGUGUUUGUGUAUGUGUGUGUGUAGAGCAAAGCUGGGGGGGAGGGGAAGGUGGGGAAAGGGACAAUGAUGUUAUAUGUCUACUCUUUGCUUUAAAUAAAUUCAUUUCAAUUCAACAA